GAGAGCGCCGCCCACCCAUCCGGGCCCGAGCGCGCCGGGAGAGGCUGGCUGGCCGGGGCUGCCCGGGCCCUCGACCCCCGCCGUGGCCCCGCGGCCCCAGCCCGCCCCCACGAUGAUGAAGAGGCAGCUGCACCGCAUGCGGCAGCUGGCCCACACGGGCAGCUUGGGACGCACCCCCGAGACCGCUGAGUUCCUGGGUGAGGACCUGCUGCAGGUGGAGCAGCGGCUGGAGCCAGCCAAGCGAGCAGCCCAUAAUGUCCACAAGCGACUGCAGGCCUGUCUGCAGGGCCAGAGCGGGGCCGACAUGGACAAGCGGGUGAAGAAGCUUCCCCUCAUGGCUCUAUCCACCACAAUGGCCGAGAGCUUCAAGGAGCUGGACCCCGAUUCCAGCAUGGGGAAGGCCUUGGAGAUGAGCUGUGCCAUCCAGAACCAGCUGGCCCGCAUCCUGGCCGAGUUCGAGAUGACCCUGGAGAGGGAUGUCCUGCAACCGCUCAGCAGGCUGAGUGAGGAGGAGCUGCCAGCCAUCCUCAAGCAUAAGAAAAGCCUCCAAAAGCUCGUUUCCGACUGGAAUACCCUCAAGAGCAGGCUCAGUCAGGCAGCCAAGAACUCAGGCAGCAGUCAAGGCCUGGGCGGCGGCCCGGGCAGUUACAGCCACACCACCACGGCCAACAAGGUGGAGACGCUGAAGGAGGAGGAGGAGGAGCUGAAGAGGAAGGUGGAGCAGUGCAAGGAUGAGUACUUGGCCGACCUGUACCACUUUGCCACCAAGGAGGACUCUUACGCCAACUACUUCAUUCACCUCCUGGAGAUUCAAGCUGAUUACCAUCGCAGGUCCCUGAGCUCUCUGGACACAGCCCUGACUGAGCUGAGAGAGAACCACAGCCAAGCGGACCCCUCCCCAUCGAUGACGGCCACCCCCUUCUCCAGGGUGUAUGGGGUGUCACUGGCAAGCCACCUGCAAGAACUGGGCCGGGACAUUGCCCUGCCCAUCGAGGCCUGUGUCAUGAUGCUGCUUUCUGAGGGCAUGAAGGAAGAGGGCCUCUUCCGUCUGGCCGCUGGGGCCUCGGUGCUGAAGCGCCUCAAGCAGACAAUGGCCUCAGACCCCCGCAGCCUGGAGGAGUUCUGCUCUGACCCGCACGCCGUGGCAGGUGCCCUCAAGUCCUACCUGCGGGAGCUGCCAGAGCCCCUGAUGACCUUUGACCUCUAUGAUGACUGGAUGAGAGCAGCCAGCCUGAAGGAGGCGGGGGCCCGGCCGCAGGCCCUCCAAGAGGUGUGCAGCCGCCUGCCCCCUGAGAACCUCAGCAACCUCAGGUACCUGCUGAAGUUCCUGGCACGCCUGGCCGAGGAGCAGGAGGUGAACAAGAUGACACCUAGCAACAUCGCCAUCGUCCUGGGGCCCAACCUGCUGUGGCCACCUGAGAAGGAAGGGGACCAGGCCCAGUUGGAUGCCGCCUCCGUGUCUUCCAUCCAGGUGGUGGGCGUGGUCGAGGUGCUGAUACAGAAUGCAGACACCCUCUUCCCUGGAGACAUCAACUUCAACGUGUCAGGCCUCUUCUCAGCCCUUGCUUCCCAGGACACGGUCAGUGACAGGUUGACCUCUGAGGAGCUUCCACCCACUGUCGUGCCCACCUCGGCUGCUACCCCAGCUCCAGCUCUGGUUCCAGCCCCAGCCCCGGCCUCAGUGGCUGCCAAGGAAAGGACAGACUCUGAAGUGCCCCCCAGACCCGCCUCCCCCAAGGUCACUAGGAGCCCUCCGGAGACAGCUGCCCCGGUGGAGGAGACGGCUCGGAGGAGCACUGGGAGCUUGACUGCUGCAGUGGAGACGGCUUCGGGACGCCAGGCCCUGGUGGUGGGCAAGCCCAGCCCCUACAUGUUCGAGUGCAUCACGGAGCACUUCUCUGUGGACCCCGCCCGCACGCUCAUGGUGGGUGAUCGCCUGGAGACCGACAUCCUCUUCGGCCAUCGCUGCGGCAUGACCACCGUGCUCACGCUCACAGGCGUCUCCCGCCUAGAAGAGGCCCAGGCCUACCUGGCAGCUGGCCAGCACGACCUUGUGCCCCAUUACUAUGUGGAGAGCAUCGCGGACUUGAUGGAAGGGUUGGAGGACUGAGCCCGCUCGGCCUGCAGAUGCAGGCCUGCCCCUUCCCCUCGCCCCGAUCCUGCCUCCGUGAUGGGUCACGAGCCAUGUUAAGUGCCACUGGCUCCCUGGCCCCAGUUUUGGCUCCCUGGUGGGGCUGGGACCAAGGGAACGUUUGAGGGCCCCUUCACCCCUUCCCAGCAGUGUCUGGGCACUCUGCUGUCCCAGAAGCUGGUCUCCCAUGGGUUCAUCUUGGCCUGACCUAGCCAGGUGGCCUUAUUUCCUGCCCUGUCACCUCCCCUCCCUGAAAUCUGGGCCCUGAUGCCAACUGGAGGUUUCCCCCAACCCUGGACACUGAGUCCUCUCCUGUCUCCCUAGGGCUUCUAGAGCUCUGCCUGCCCCUCAGGGCCUGGCCCUUGGGUUCCUGUUGACCAGUCAGAGGUCACAUAACCACAGCCUCCUACUGUCCUGAGUGGACCAAUUCUAAGGCUACGUGAUACUGACUCACUGGUCUUGGGUCCUGAGAGGACCAGUUAGGGACUUGAGUGACAUUGGCCCUUUCAUGCCCUGGAGCCUGAGUGGACCAAUCCUAAGACUAACUGACAAUGACCUUUGCAUGUCCUGGGUCCAUCAGGACACCAAGAUAUAAACCCAUUGGUUUCUUAGAUCCUGAAUAGAACAAUCCAGACGUCUGAGAGACAGUGGCCCCUUCUGAAGACACCUCUCCUCCAUGAAGAUUGUAACCCAGUGGGUUACUCAGGGCUCUGGGGCUUCUGUGGCCAAGAGCCCACCCUUUCCUGGUCUUGGUACCUGUCCAGUGUUGAUGCUGGCCACAUCUUGGAAGGGGGGCUUUUGCGUCCCCCUUGUGGUCAGUGUUGGCCGUGCCACCUCUCCCCCAUACCCACUCCCAGCUAUUUAAUUUAUUUGUGUGCCAGUGACAGUGGGGGUGGGGGCAAGGCCUUUCCCCCACCUCCACCCCUGUUGUGACCAGUCCUCCCGUACUUAAUAAAGUGCGAGUGGGAGUGUU
This is a messenger RNA of Carlito syrichta (Philippine tarsier), 3104 nucleotides long. RefSeq names its product SH3 domain binding protein 1 (gene SH3BP1). The coding region runs from base 113 to 2110 and encodes 665 amino acids. Gene Ontology annotation, molecular function: protein binding; GTPase activator activity. Lineage: Eukaryota; Metazoa; Chordata; Mammalia; Primates; Tarsiidae. Gene Ontology annotation, biological process: signal transduction; positive regulation of GTPase activity; regulation of Rac protein signal transduction. The transcript is spliced from 18 exons. The record is from RefSeq and is a predicted model, not a curated record. Gene Ontology annotation, cellular component: cytoplasm; cytosol; intracellular anatomical structure.